ACAAUGAUAAAUGCAUUAUCUACGAACAUUUUAAGUACCAUUAUCCGAAAACAGGAGAUAACAAUAUAUUCCUUUUUGGUUGUUUCAAUUCAGUUUACUAACAAUCUCUGAUAAUGAUAAUAAAAACCAAGUUUAUUUUUAUCCUUAUAUUGGGUCUAACGUAUGCUCGUACAGGAUUUGGGCCUGGCGAACAAGAAUGGGGUUUUGUUGAAGUAAGAGACAACGCACACAUUUUUUAUUGGCUUUAUUUGACAACCGCAGCUGUAAACAAUGUUACCGAGAAACCACUGGUGAUAUGGCUUCAGGGUGGUCCUGGAGCUUCAAGUACAGGAUACGGAAAUUUUGCUGAACUUGGCCCUUUGGAUGUGGAUUUGAAGGAGCGAAAUUUCACAUGGGUUAAAAAUUAUAAUGUCUUAUUUGUGGAUAACCCAGUUGGUACAGGUUUCAGUUAUGUUGAAAAUGAUGCUUAUGCCACAACCAACAGACAAAUUGCGAUUGAUUUUGUUGAAUUUUUAAAAGGAUUUUAUAAACAAAAUCCAAUAUUUGUUGACACUCCUCUGUAUAUCUUCUGUGAAUCAUACGGAGGAAAAAUGACAGCUGAAAUUGCUUUGAUUCUUGACCAGGCCAUUAAAGCACAGGAAAUUAAUAUUAAAUUUAAAGGUGUUGGUCUUGGAGACUCGUGGAUUUCCCCAAUUGACUCUGUACUUAGUUGGGCACCAUAUUUGUUACAACUGGGGAUUGUUGAUCAAAAUGGCUAUGACAAAAUAGUGGAGGCGGCACUUACUACUCAAAAUUCAUUAAAUGAAGGAAAAUAUUCAGAAGCAACCAUGUACUGGACCAUUACUGAAAUGAGAGUUAGUGAAGUGACUUCUGGUGUUGACUUUUAUAACGUUUUAAAGAAAAUUGAAAAUUCUUCUAAGAGAAAUAAACUAUUUCUUCCCACUGCUAUACUGCGUGAUGAAGAUGAUGCCAAAGUAAACAAAAUUAUGAAUGGGGACGUCAGAAAAGCUUUAAAUAUUUCCAGAGCUUGGGGAACUCAGAGCAGUUGGGUCUUCAGUGCUUUGCGAGAAGAUUUUAUGAAACCAGUCACAGAUGUUGUUGAAAAACUUUUAAAUGAGACGACUAUUAAUGUAGCUAUUUAUAAUGGGCAACUAGAUCUUAUUGUAGACACCCCUGGAACAGUAAAGUGGGUUGAUGAACUACGUUGGAACGGUUCUGAAAAUUGGAAAACUGUCACUCGUCAACCGUUUGUUGUGAAUGGGAUUAUAGAAGGGUUCGUAAAGGAAGCUGACAACUUGACAUUCUGGUGGGUUAAUAGAGCUGGCCACAUGGUACCCUCUGAUAAUCCUGCAGCCAUGGAAUACAUUUUAGAACAUCUUAUUCAACGUACAUCUUAACUAGAGUACUUUUUAAGAACAAAAAUAAAUAUUCAUAUUUGAUAAA
Messenger RNA from Aethina tumida (small hive beetle), 1443 nucleotides. RefSeq names its product retinoid-inducible serine carboxypeptidase. NCBI's taxonomy places the organism in Eukaryota, Metazoa, Arthropoda, Insecta, Coleoptera, Nitidulidae. Gene Ontology annotation, biological process: proteolysis. The transcript is spliced from 9 exons. Gene Ontology annotation, molecular function: serine-type carboxypeptidase activity. The record is from RefSeq and is a predicted model, not a curated record. The coding region runs from base 114 to 1397 and encodes 427 amino acids.